UGGAGAUCUGCCUGAUGUUGCUACUAGUGAUAAUUCAAGGUUAUUCUUCAAUUUCGGUUUUGAAGGAACACGUCAGACCAGCACUAUUAAUGGACGUAACCUAAAACUACCAUCAGCAUCACUGGCACAGCUUGAUGCAAGUGAACUAACUGAUAUUGAUGAUAAAGAGUUUUGCAAACAAUUGGAUGAGAACAAUAAAUGCAACCGUAACAAUCAAGUAGAAGUAAUAUCUCAGGAUUGCUACUGCACUCAUGUCGUUGAUGCAGAGGCUAAUCAGUCCAUUGAAUUAGUGAUAUCAGCUACUGGACCAAACCCAAUGUCACUAGGCAACUUUCUAUUUGCUCAUCCAGUACAUCUUCAUGGUCAUUACUUUCAUGUUGUUGAUAUUCAAUUUGGUGAGUAUGACGAUAAUGGAAAACUUACCACUGGCAACAGUGAUUUAAAUUGUGGAGGUGAUACAUUAUGUGUUAAACCACGCUGGAAACCUGGUAAUGACUACUCUGCACGUAAUGAAGUGACAGGUAAAAUAAAUCCCAAAGCCCCACUGAAGGAUACUCUGUUAAUACCAGCUGGUGGGUAUGCUGUUGUGUAUUUUAAAACUGAUAAUCCUGGUUGGUGGUUCCUGCACUGUCAUAUUGAGGUACAUCAAUUGGAGGGAAUGGGAGUCAUCAUUAAUGAAGGAGGGUUUAAAACACCACCGCCUGGAGGAAUGUACAAAUGUGGAAAUUUUUCAUUGAUACCAAAUGAUUUUAAUGCAGCAAUUGCUGUCACUGCAUCACCAAUACCAGAACCAACGGUAACAACAGUAACAACAACAACAACGAGAACAGAAACAUACACAACAACAGUUCAACCAACAGGAACCAACAGUGGUGGUGGUGGUCGUCGUGGUUGUUUUCCUCCAGAUGCAGUAGUGCGUACAAGAAAUGGUCCAUUGCUGAUGAAAGAUGUUGAGAUUGGAAUGGAAGUUUUAGCUGUGAGUUCUAACCAUGAACUAGUCUAUAGUCCAGUUAUAUUGAUGUUGGAUGUUGAUGACAUUAAACUAGCAAAUUAUACUAUCAUAGAGCCAUCAGGCAAUCACAAGCUGACACUCACACCAAACCACCUUGUUCAUGCAAGUAAAACAAAUGACAUCUCAUCGUCUGUACCUAUAUUCGCUUCACAAGUGAAAAAAGGUGACAAGAUAUUUGUUGCUGAAUCUCCUGAUGUUAUUGAAGCAGUUGAAGUCGUUAGCACAUCAAGCAAAGUCAUCAAGGGUGCGUAUGCCCCACUGACAAGAGAAGGUACUGUGGUUGUUAAUGAUGUUGUAGCUUCUUGCUAUGCUGUUGUUAAUGAUCAUCAAUUUGCUCAUGCCACGUUUGGCCCAUUACGUUAUUUUUAUGAUACUUUUCACACUUCCCUCCAUAGCAAACAGAAGCAAGGGAUUGCUUGGUAUCCUUCAAUGCUCCACUCACUAGGUAAAGUAUUCCUGGAUGACAGCAACUACAAGCCAAAGAAAGUUGAAGAUCUGAUCAAGAGCAGUGACUAGUAUUUUGUAGAGUGUUUCGUAGAGUGUUUCGUAGAGUGAACUUUAAUUAUUGUUACAGGAACUUAUUAUGUAGGAGAAAAACAAAAAAUAAUAAUAAAAUAAAGAUACAAUUACUAUAGUAUUCCUUGCUAUGCAUGUGGCUUUAGCUGCAUGUUUUUUUGCUGCAUUGAUUUCAUAAUUUUUAGUUUCAUAGUUUAA
This is a messenger RNA of Amphimedon queenslandica, 1726 nucleotides long. Its product is annotated as tiggy-winkle hedgehog protein-like. The record is from RefSeq and is a predicted model, not a curated record. Gene Ontology annotation, biological process: protein autoprocessing; multicellular organism development; cell-cell signaling. The transcript has a single exon. Gene Ontology annotation, molecular function: copper ion binding; oxidoreductase activity; calcium ion binding. The coding region runs from base 317 to 1528 and encodes 403 amino acids. NCBI's taxonomy places the organism in Eukaryota, Metazoa, Porifera, Demospongiae, Haplosclerida, Niphatidae.